CUUUGGGGCCUUAUGGAGGGGGGUAUUCGUUUCGCAGUGGGAGAAAGAAGUCCAACACAGCCUUGCUGUACGACGUCGGCGUCGGUACAAUAGCACUGCGAUUUCCACUCGGUUUUGAAUUUUGUGGACUUUCCAUUACUCUCACCUUAACAAUUAUUCACCACGCAAAAUCGACACGAUGCCUCCACCAUCAGGUCCACCUCCACCGAUGAAUCAACAAGACGUUCCUGAGGGUUGGACGGCUCAUUGGGAUCCUCAGUAUCAGACAUUCUUCUACGAGAACAACUAUACCAAUGCCUCUGUCUGGGUGAAGCCCACCGAACCAGCUUUUCCCCCUGGUCGAGGGCCUCCAUCAAGUCCUCCCCCUCAAAAUGAUCCCACAGCCUCCUUGACGAAUUCGAUGGCAUCCGUAUCAAUUUCGCACCAGAACUCGUACCAACAGCCUGCUCAACAAUUGGCAUAUGGGCAGACAACUCCGCAGUCGCCCUCACAAAAUAUGUACAACCCCGCACCUCCGCCUUCUGGGUCAUAUCAACCUUACAAUUCAACGCCUCCCCCAUCCCAGUAUCAGCAGAGCCCACCACCACAGCAAACUCCCUAUGGGCAGCCGGCGUAUCAAAGUGCAGCUCCAGCCCAAGCCCAUCAACGUGCACCCUCGGGCCAGACCCAAUACGGAGCUCCACCUGCCGCUCCUUAUACGUCUACCCCGCCUCCAAACGUUGCGGGUCGAGCACCUCCAGGCUCACAACCUCAACAGCCCUACGGUGCAACAUCACCACCCCCAGCGCAACGUCAGAUGGGACAGCAACCUCCUACUCGGGGCCCAGGUCCACAAAGUCCCUACAACCCAGCUCAAUCUCCCAACAGCCAACCCCAGUCCCCACCAGCUGGCUACAAUAACCAAAGACCAAUGUCUGGUGGUCCUCCUCAACAAUCUCCCGCAGGUUACCCAAAUUCCAACCCAAAUCCAGGUGCAGCAGGUCAAGGCGCAGCUAGAGGCUACUUCGAUCAAGCCUCUCAACCUGGGAAUCGUCCUCCACAAGGUACACCUGGAUCCCAACCUGCCUAUGGCUCUCCAAUCCCACCAGGAGCGCAGCCCGGUCAGCAAGGCGCUAGGGGCUAUCCUGGUCAGCCUCAAUCACCACCUGCUCAAGGCGGUAGGCCAGGUAAACAACCUCCAUAUGGUUCUCCACAACCUGGCAAGUAUCCCCCGCAAGCUCCGUAUGGCCAGCAACAGCCGCCACGCCCAGGACAAUCACCUUAUCCAGCUCAACCAGCGUAUGGGCAACCACCCAGUGCAGCGAUUCCUCCAGCUCCGGAGGCCAAGAAGGGAUUCUUGGGCAAUCUCUCCAGCAAGGUUGGUGGUAAAGGCGGAGCUAUUCUGGGUGUGGGAGCAGGUUUAUUGGCUGGUGGUAUCUUGAAGCAUGAAUGGGACGAGCACGAAGAGAAGGAGAAGGAAAAAUACCAGCACCAUCAACCGCAACAUUCUCAUUCAGGCUCAGGGUCUUACUCAGGGUACGGUGGCUAUGAGCAACAGCCCAGUCAAUCUAGCGGGCACGGAGGUAUCGGCAGCUUUUUGGGUGGUGGUGCGGCCGGAGUUGCUGCCCCCGUUAUCUUUGAGCAAUUCAUGCCAGGUGGUGGUGGUGCUCCAACCAAGGAGGUCGUUGAGCCAACUUACUACGAGAACGAUACUUACGUGGUCGACAACAACACCUAUGUGGACAACACCUAUGUAGACAGCACCUAUGUAGACAACACCUAUGUGGACAACACCGUCGUUGACAACAAUGUCUACGUGGACAAUACCGUUGUAGAUACGAACUAUACUCAAGUCGACACCUAUCAGCAAGACAACUACGUUGAUACCUCAUACCAACAAGAUUCGUAUGCUCAGGUUGACACAUACCAACAAGACAGUUCCUACACCCAGGUAGACGACUCCUAUCAGCAAACUGACACCUACCAAGAAACGGACACCUAUCAAGCGACCGACACCUUCCAGGAGACCGAUUCGUCGUCGUUCCAGGAGACUGAUACUUAUCAGCAAGAUGAUACAUAUACUCAAGACGAUACAUACGCACAGAGCGACUCUGCUUCGUUUACUGAGGUGGAUACCAGUUAUCAGGAGACUGAUACGACUUAUGAUGCGUCUUGGUAGAGGCUGUUCUUGGAUGGAGACCCUGUGGAGAUGUUGGAAAGAGAGCGGGGGAAGUUUAUUAGACAGGCGGAGGAAUGCUAGUAUAUUUACAGUCAAAGAAAGAGAGACCAAGCGUUGACCUUAAAUGAUUUCCUUUCAUCUUUUUCCAAAUCACUU
Messenger RNA from Mollisia scopiformis, 2314 nucleotides. RefSeq lists its product as uncharacterized. The coding region runs from base 179 to 2158 and encodes 659 amino acids. The transcript is spliced from 2 exons. The record is from RefSeq and is a predicted model, not a curated record. Gene Ontology annotation, molecular function: protein binding. NCBI's taxonomy places the organism in Eukaryota, Fungi, Ascomycota, Leotiomycetes, Helotiales, Mollisiaceae.